Molecule: messenger RNA, 1239 nt
Organism: Peronospora farinosa
Lineage: Eukaryota; Oomycota; Peronosporomycetes; Peronosporales; Peronosporaceae
Source: the annotation of a GenBank genome assembly
AUGACAACGUCCGAUCGACAUUAUACUAAGCGUAUCCUCGUAACUGGUGGUGCCGGUUUUAUUGGUUCCCAUGUGGUUAUUCAUUUGGUUAAGCGAUAUCCUGAGUACUAUAUCGUAAAUCUAGAUUCCUUGGACUAUUGUUCCUGUGUACGUAAUGUGCAUUCAACCAUUUCUCUGAGUAACAACGAGCAGAAUCACAGCCGUAAUGAUGUCACAAUCGACACUGACUUUGAUCAAGAAAAGGGUAUGGAGAAUGAAAACGAAGAUGACGUUGGUGAACGUCUCCGAGGAAGUUUCUGCGAACUUGGGGACGAGUGGCUAAGUGACGACUAUCUUGCUAUGUUACCUAAAAACUACAAGUUUAUUCAUGGAUGCAUCACAGGAGCAGAUCUUGUGAAUUACAUUCUUAAGACAGAGUCCAUUGACACUAUUAUGCACUUUGCAGCUCAGUCUCAUGUGGACAAUUCGUUUGGAAAUUCCAUCGACUUUAGUAAGACCAAUAUUCUUGGCACACACGUGCUGUUGGAGGCAGCAAGACUGCAUGGUGUUGAAAGGUUCAUUCAUGUAAGCACGGAUGAAGUUUAUGGAGAAGGAACACCUGGGUCAGCUCCGAUGACGGAGGACCAUGUACUUGAACCUACCAAUCCAUACGCAGCUACAAAAGCUGGUGCUGAGUUUCUUGUAAAGAGUUUCUAUCACUCGUUUGGACUCCCCUCCAUCAUCACGAGGAGUAACAACGUGUACGGGCCACAUCAGUACCCAGAAAAACUCAUCCCAAAGUUAGUAAACCAGAUCUUGCGCAAUCAACCAGUGACGAUCCAUGGCGACGGUAUGCACACUCGCAACUACUUGUACAUAUCCGAUGUUGUCGCAGCGUUUGACCUCAUUUUGCACCAAGGCGAAGUGGGAGAAGUCUACAACAUUGGCGGUGAGAAUGAACUCUCCAACAUGGAAGUCUCAAUGGAUCUGCUGGCUCUGAUGAAGCCACAGCUUUUGGAAAGUGAGAUGGCCAAGCUGAUCACACACGUCCAGGAUCGACCCUUCAAUGACCACCGGUACAUUAUUGAUGCUGCCAAAAUUCGUCGUCUGGGCUGGAAAGAGACAAUCUCUUGGCGCGAGGGUCUGCGCAAGACGGUCAAGUGGUUUUGUCGCUAUGGACAUCGUUUUAACAAUAUUGACCACGCGCUCGAGGCCCAUCCGAUCAAUUUCAAGAAGACAUACAAGCUCAGUCUAUCUUAA